Messenger RNA from Coccinella septempunctata (seven-spotted ladybird), 855 nucleotides. Its product is annotated as putative nuclease HARBI1. Lineage: Eukaryota; Metazoa; Arthropoda; Insecta; Coleoptera; Coccinellidae. The record is from RefSeq and is a predicted model, not a curated record. Bases 76 to 855 code for a protein of 259 amino acids. The transcript has 7 exons.
GGAAUGAUAUAUUGUGAGGUUAUGUCGAAUGGUUUGUUUAUUUUCUGGUGAACAACUUUUUGAAAUAGAUUCAUAAUGAAUGAUAAUAAUAAUAUCGCUUUGUUUAUUGGGUUGUUAUUAGAAGAAAACCAUAACAGGAACUUUAUGAGAAGGUUGCGUGAUCAAAUGAAUCCUUUCGAAAUGCCGGAUGCUCAGUUUAUAAAAAUGUUUAGACUGAAGAAGCAGUGCACCAUAAACUUAAUAAAUGCUUUACAGCAAUUUUUACCCACAAAAAAUGCAAAUGCUAUUGCAUUACCCAAAAAAGUGUUGAUUACUCUCAACUUUUUGGCCACAGGGUCUUUCCAGAAUUCUGUAGGUUCCAAUACCUGGUUAUCAGCAAGUCAACCUUCAGUAAGUAGAGCGGUAAAUGAAAUUUGUUCUACAAUUGCUGAGUAUUUAUUACCCACUUGGGUUCAGUUUCCUACUACCGAGGAGUCAAUUAGACUGGUCAAACAGGGAUUCUUCUUAAAAUAUGGGUUCAGAGGUGUUUUAGGAGCAGUAGAUGGAACUCAUGUGGAAAUUCUUGCACCUCCUGAAAAUGACAUUAAUCACCCCCCAUACGUUUAUAUUAACCGGAAAGCAAAACAUUCCAUCAAUGUUAUGCUGAUUUCAGAUGUUGAUUGCAGAAUAUUAGCCGUUAAUGCCCGUUUUCCUGGCUCUGUCCAUGAUUCUGCUGUUUGGCAAAUGAGCUCAAUAAGGAACCACUUACAGCUACAGCAUGAAGCAGGUCAUACAAAUAUGCUUUUAAUUGGUGAUAGUGGCUACCCUCUUGAGCCAUGGCUGUUUACUCCGAUUGCUAUUCCAAGAAACAAUUAA